GCCUUCAAAAUGAGAAUGUAAGUCCUUACAUACCAUUAAUCAUUCAUUCAUUUUGUACCAACCACUUUCUUCUUUCUUCAUCCACCCCACGCUUAUAAUCAAUCCCAAACAUUUCUUUAUUUCAUUUCACUUCAUUUCUACAAAAAUCGUAUAUAUUAUUUACAUAAAUAAAACUGUCGGGAAUAACAAACCUCUACAACGUUUGGCCGACCGUCGAUCGAUCGGCUUUCUUUCACCUUCGCCGGCACGAAAUCAUAAUUUACAAUGGCACAUCAUUAUGGUAUUUCCAUUCUACUAAGUUUGUGGAGGUGAAGGCGACGGAAUUUGUCGACGACCGGCGUUUCUUGCUAAUUCCAUCGGGAAAUAUAUAGAUACCUACAGUUUUAAUAAAAAAAAAAAUAAUUUUAAUUAAUUAGCGGCUACGAUGACAAGGCAGCAGAUCAUUCUGCGGUCGCCGGCGGCGGACCGCCGGCAGCCUCUGCUGGAGAACAUGGAGUCGUCGUCGGGGGGGAGCUUGAAGAAGGGCUAUCCCCGGAUCGUCGAGAAAUCGAAUUCCUACCCGCCACAGGGAAGCAACCGGCGAGCCAGGCUGGCGGAGGUCGCCGGCGGGACGACGGCGGAGUGCGCCGCCGUGGCCUGCUGCUGCCCCUGCGGCCUUGUCCAUCUCUUCGUCCUCGCCGCGUUCAAGCUUCCCGCGGGGCUGUGCAGGAAGGCGCUGAGACGCCGGCGCCGGCGCCGCCAGAUACAGAACGCGGGGCUGCUGGCGCCGCCGCGGAAGUGCAGCUGCGACGACAGCGUGAUGAUGCACAUCCACCCGGUUUCGAACCCCGCCGCCAUGGUCAACGCCAUUGAUUCCGACAACAGCGAAGUCAUCGAGCUGGAGAAGGAAAUGUGGGACCGAUUUUACGGCGCCGGUUUCUGGAGGAGUCCUUCCCAGAGAAGCGACAUCUCUGUCCAAAGUAAAUAAAAUUAAAUCAAAUCAAAAAUCAAAAAUCAAAAAUCAAAAAUCAAAAUCACACACACAAAAUUUUUAAUUUUAAUUUUACGCAACAAGACAACCUAGACAAAAAAACAAACCCACUUAUCUUUGCUUCCACCUCACCUCACUACACUUCUAAUUCAUCAAAUGCUUGUCCCAUUUGGGUAAAAAAAAAAAAAAAAAAAAAAAAGGUCAAUUAUUUGAUUUUUCUCUUUUUGUUUAACUAAUAUAGAUUUGUUGAUGUAUAGUAAAUUGAUGAGAGGUGUCCAUAUCAGAAGUGCUUAAUACUGUCCAUUUUUUUAAUUUUUAUUUUAAAUUUUGGUUAGUGUGUCGUGGAGUAAUUAUAUUGAUUGGCAAAUUAUAUAUAAUGAAUGAUAUAUGGGUUUGUCACAUUGAAGUCGACCCAAUGCUAUUAUAAUUAUACUACUGCUAUUUCGUCUGCCUAAUUAUUAUAUUGUGCUGAUAAAAGAUUUCUACAUUUAACAUUUAUUUGUGGGUGUUGUGAAUUUGACCAUUAAAUGGUUUAGUAUUAAUUAAUUAGGUCAGAAUCUGAUGGAUGUUAGAGAAUGUUAAUUAAGUGGAGUGGAGGUUAUUUUUUUGUUUUAUGAAACCAAAUUUGAUAUUCAAACAUUGAGUGGCAAUAGUU
This is a messenger RNA of Andrographis paniculata, 1625 nucleotides long. RefSeq lists its product as uncharacterized. The coding region runs from base 425 to 967 and encodes 180 amino acids. The transcript has 2 exons. NCBI's taxonomy places the organism in Eukaryota, Viridiplantae, Streptophyta, Magnoliopsida, Lamiales, Acanthaceae. The record is from RefSeq and is a predicted model, not a curated record.